This is a messenger RNA of Wyeomyia smithii (pitcher-plant mosquito), 587 nucleotides long. RefSeq lists its product as uncharacterized. The transcript is spliced from 2 exons. The record is from RefSeq and is a predicted model, not a curated record. Bases 105 to 572 code for a protein of 155 amino acids. NCBI's taxonomy places the organism in Eukaryota, Metazoa, Arthropoda, Insecta, Diptera, Culicidae.
AAUAAAUUCGAAGUAAGUAGACUUUGAUCUCAUAUUUAGACUCAAACUGUCAAACGAAGAACCAUCUAAAUUAAUUUGUGUGCAAUUAAUUUUAACCUGUCGGAAUGAACGGAUCAUUUAGUGAAAACGGCUCCCCUUCACUUGACAUUACCAAAGAGCUAGAGCUCGUGAUUGAUGUCUUCGAUAACGGCCAAAUUCGUGUGGCUUCCGUUGAGGACUGUAGUGAGGAGCGACAAUCAAGUAGCUUUUCCGAUCUCAACUACAGUCAGAACGCUCCGGUUGAGCAGUUGUUUCGGAGCGAAGAACCGAAUCGAUGGAAUAAUUCGGAAGAGAAUUUUCUCCACGUGAACUCAUAUGAUUCGAGCGACAGUGAAUCAAACACGAAAACGGAACUGGUAGAAUGGUGUCCUUACAAAUGUGAAAAGUGUACAAAGAGCUCCCACCCGCUCCGUGAUAAUCCGGAUGAUGUGAUCAUGCUGGAAGCAAACAUUUUACUGAAGGUUCCUGUAAGGAGAAAACAUUUCGAUCGUCUGCUUGAAAUUGCCCAAUGUUGCCAUGAGGGUUUGAAAUAAAGGCUAAUUUUGAUA